AUGCGUCAAAAACGUAUGAAAUCAUACCGCAAGCAGAUGCAGUAUCUGCAAGUCAACUUCAAGUUCAGAGAACCUUACCAAAUCCUGUUGGACGAUCAGAUUAUCCUCGAAUCUGUAAAGAAUAAACAAGACCUAGUCAAGGCCCUUGAACGUGCAGCCCAAGGAAAGAUCAAGCCUAUGGUUACUCAAUGUACAAUGGAAGCUUUAUACAAGACCCAAAACCAAGAAGCCAUUGAGCUUGCCAAAUCAUUUGAACGCAGAAAAUGUGGACACUUCCCUCCAUCAAGUUUAUCAGAAGCCAGCAAAAAGAAAAAGUUUGACGAUGAUGGCAAGGUAAUUGGUGCGAAAGAAAAGCCUGAAGAGACCAAAGACGAGGAAGCUAAGACAAACAAUGAAACUAAACCUAACAAAAAGGGCAAGAAGGACAAGAAGAAAGAUGAUAAAGAUAUGCCUGACCCAAAUGCAACUAAAACACCAAGUGCAUGUUUGUGGACAGUUGUUGCAGUUGAUAAAACUUUUAAUAAACAUAGAUACCUGGUUGGGUCUCAAGAUUUCCGACUACGAGCCCGAUUGCGAGUAAUCCCCGCAGUUCCUCUUUUAUACAUUAACCGCGCCGUCAUGGUCAUGGAACCCAUGUCUGAAGCAACAACUAAGAUGCGGGAAGCUAUUGAAAACGCAAAGCUGACUGGUGGUCUGAACAAGUUGCCAGCAGGUAUUGCGCCUCUUCCCCAAAAACGUAAGGCUGGAGAAGGAGAUGAUGAAAGUGAAGAAAAGGACGGGGAUGGUUCUACAGCAGCUGAAGAGCCGGCCAAGAAGAAGAAAAAGGGGCCCAAGGGACCGCAUCCAUUGAGUGUUCUUAAGAAGAAAAAGAAACCGACAGUGAAGCACGAGCCUGAACCUGAGUCUGAGCCGAAGAAGGAAGAAACAGAAGGGGAAGGUGAAAAGAAAAAGAGAAGAAGAAAGCAUCAUGGUGGUAGCAAAAAGGAAAAUGGUGAGGAGCAAUCAAAAAAGAUAGAAGACGAUGCUACUACAGAACCAAACUGA
This is a messenger RNA of Magnusiomyces paraingens, 1044 nucleotides long. RefSeq lists its product as uncharacterized. The record is from RefSeq and is a predicted model, not a curated record. The coding region runs from base 1 to 1044 and encodes 347 amino acids. NCBI's taxonomy places the organism in Eukaryota, Fungi, Ascomycota, Dipodascomycetes, Dipodascales, Dipodascaceae. Gene Ontology annotation, cellular component: small-subunit processome; nucleolus. The transcript has 2 exons. Gene Ontology annotation, molecular function: small ribosomal subunit rRNA binding.